Messenger RNA from Telopea speciosissima, 1296 nucleotides. RefSeq lists its product as uncharacterized. Bases 1 to 1296 code for a protein of 431 amino acids. The record is from RefSeq and is a predicted model, not a curated record. The transcript is spliced from 2 exons. NCBI's taxonomy places the organism in Eukaryota, Viridiplantae, Streptophyta, Magnoliopsida, Proteales, Proteaceae.
AUGUUACUGUCAUCCUUGACGUCUUCUGAUGAAGAACCAACGUCAUACACUAGUGCAAGUAAGGAACCAAAGUGGAGGGAAGCCAUGAGUGAAGAAUUUCAUGCCCUUCUAAGAAAUGGAACUUGGAAGUUGGUGCCUUACCACUCAUCCAUGAACUUGGUUGGUAACAAGUGGGUCUACAGAAUAAAAAGAAAUUCUGAUGGGUCAAUAAGUCGGUAUAAAGCACGUUUGGUGGCUAAGGGGUUUCACCAAAGAGAAGGGAUCGAUUAUUUUGACAUUUUUAGUGCAACGGAUCCAUCACUUUUUAUCUUCAAGCAAGGGGGUGUCUUAUUAUAUUGCCUGAUUUAUGUGGACGAUAUUUUGGUUACAAGUAAUAGCCCUGCUUAUGAAAGUAAACUGUUGACUAGCCUCGCUUCUGAAUUCUCCAUAAAGGACUUGGGCCCAUUACAUUUCUUCUUGGGGAUCGAAGCUACUCCUCAUGGUAAUGGGCUACUGCUCUCUCAAAACAGGUACAUACAGGAUCUCUUGACCCGGGCUGGGAUGACGGACUGUAAGCCAAUCUUGACUCCAAUGUCCACAACCUCUACAGAUUCAGGGGGUGCACUCAUGACCGAUCCCACCAAGUACAGAUCCAUUGUGGGUGCCCUUCAGUAUGUUACAUUAACAAGGCCUGAUGUCUCGUUUGCUGUAAACAGAGUUUGUCAAUUUAUGCACAGCCCUACAGAAGAUCACUGGACACAGGUGAAACGGAUUUUAAGGUACCUUAAGGGUACCUCCACAUUAGGGUUAUUUUUGGAAAAAUCCCACAAUCCAACCCUCCAGGCUUUUUCGGAUGCUGACUGGGCUGGUAACAGCAGUGAUAGAAGAUCAACAGGAGGAUUUGCCAUUUUUCUUGGACCAAAUCUCCUUUCUUGGACAUCCAGAAAACAAAAGACCGUGGCCCGUUCAUCCACCGAGUCGGAGUACAAAGCUCUAGCUGAUGCCACCGCUGAGCUCAUAUGGUUAGAAGCAUUGUUCAAGGAAUUACAUUGUCCUAUUCGGUCGUCACCUAUCCUCUGGUGUGAUAAUCUUGGUGCGACGUACUUGACAGCAAAUCCGGUGUUCCACGCUCGCACCAAGCACAUUGAGAUCGACUUCCACUUUGUCCGGGAACGAGUGGCUAGUCGGAAUCUCUCUGUGCAGUUCAUUUCAACAGCUGAUCAACUAGCAGACAUUUUUACCAAGGCGCUGCCCACGGCUCGGUUUCAGUUCAUGCGCGACAAGCUGAAGGUCCGCCAAGUCUCCCCUUCAACUUGA